GUUAGCACGUCUCUCUCUCACUAAUGGUGCUCCUCACAAACAGGCUUAACCAACAGAACGUCUGCAGAAAAGUUUAAACUUGCCACUAACAGACACAGUCACCUGCUGGGAUUGGGAUUAUCAACCAUGUAAUCCUUAAAAAACAAAGACACCUGAAGGUCAUCCCAGCAGUCUUUUGUGAAUGCUUCAGAGAGAGCCGCACACAUUGGAAUAGCUGGGAGAAUGUUUCUGUGGGCCGGAAGCAAAGGAACUCAAGGAUCAGGAAGUGAGAGAAGCAGGACCAUUUAUCAGAAGAUUCGUGAGUAUGACGUUUUGGAAAAGAGGAGGACAGUCACAGCUCUAAAGGCUGGAGAAGACAGAGCCAUUCUCUUAGGCCUCGGCAUGAUCCUUUUCUCUGCCAUGAUGUACUUUGUGCUCGGCAUCACAAUGGUGCGCUCUUACUCAGACAGCGUUUGGACAGAGGAGUCAAACUGCACAGUGCUGAACUCCAGUAUAGUUGCUGAGAUUAACUGUAGCUAUAGUUGCGGCUCAGAGUGCAGGAAGAGCUCCAGGUUUCCCUGCCUUCAGGUAUAUGUCAGUCUGAAUUUCCCCGGCAAAGUUCUGCGGCUGUCAUACAAUGAGGAGGCCCAUGAGGCCCACCCUGAGUGUUUUUACAUCCCAAAGUGCCGCAAGGAUCACACACUGAUGCACAGCAUUGUGAUGAACAUCUCAGAGCGACUGAAAACGCACCAACAGGUUUUGUGUUACUAUGACCCCUCAGAGCAGCAGGACAGCGUCCUCCUGACACGCCUCUAUGGCCGCGGGGCCAUCAUUAGCUCUUUUCUCUGGCCCACAUGCACGCUGGUGGGGGGCACGCUCAUCAUCGCAAUGGUGAAGCUCACUCAGUACCUGUCCUUCCUGUGCGAGCAGAUCAGCCGCAUUAAAAGGAUGGGGCUCUAUCCCCUAAAGGGAGCUUCUCACACCAGGGUCUGCACUCGGAAGUUUAAUGGCAGCAUCCAGGAUGGGGUUUGAAUGGAGGUGGCCACGUGUAAAUUUGUCAACGAACCUGUUUUCUACCCCUACGUAUAUAACGAAGUGUUUCCGCUCUCAUGUGGUCUUCCUUUGGCGCUCCAUCAACCUUGUUAAUCUGCCGAGUUGUAUUAACAAGGCUGAAGCAAUGUUGUGAUUAAAAACUUCCUGUACCAUUGAGAUCAGGCUCAAUAGAGCUUCUAGUUGUCGCAGUUGGAACUUUUUACAAUAAGACUGGGUCAAGUCCAAUCCUGAAACUCGAGGAUCAAAAUAUGUGGUCAUGUUGUGGGGUGUUGAUUACACUUUCUGACCAACAGAUCAAAGACUCCAUUCCAAGAAGACGUCACUGUGUAGCGAUAUGUCUUGACCAGCUGACGCUUAUGUAAUCGCAGAAAUUAAAAGUAGUAUGAAUAUGCUACUUCCAUCAGCGGUGAUUGCUGUCAUUCAUGGCUCUUUGACAAACACCUGUGGAUCUCUUCAAAACCAAAGGUCAUAUGUUGAUUGUGAAUAUACUGUAUCUCCUAAAGGGAUAGU
This is a messenger RNA of Sinocyclocheilus rhinocerous, 1542 nucleotides long. Its product is annotated as calcium-activated potassium channel subunit beta-2-like. Gene Ontology annotation, molecular function: calcium-activated potassium channel activity; potassium channel regulator activity. Gene Ontology annotation, cellular component: membrane; voltage-gated potassium channel complex. Gene Ontology annotation, biological process: potassium ion transport; detection of calcium ion. NCBI's taxonomy places the organism in Eukaryota, Metazoa, Chordata, Actinopteri, Cypriniformes, Cyprinidae. Bases 223 to 1011 code for a protein of 262 amino acids. The record is from RefSeq and is a predicted model, not a curated record. The transcript is spliced from 6 exons.